Messenger RNA from Eutrema salsugineum, 1790 nucleotides. Its product is annotated as transcription factor MYB28. Bases 349 to 1485 code for a protein of 378 amino acids. The transcript is spliced from 3 exons. NCBI's taxonomy places the organism in Eukaryota, Viridiplantae, Streptophyta, Magnoliopsida, Brassicales, Brassicaceae. The record is from RefSeq and is a predicted model, not a curated record.
ACACAAUUCAUGUCUCUUGGCUCUUCUUCAUAAGCUUAUCUUGAUUCUGAUCUUUAGAGUCGUAUUAUUACAAGAAUAGAAAGAAAAAAUAAAAGAAUUAGAGUCUGCAAGAAAAAAACAUGAAAACACCCAGCAGCUCUGUGGGUAAGACCCAAGAGCGUUUCUCGAUUAGUCUCAUAUUCAGAUGCAUCAGAGUUCUCAUCAACAGAUCUAUUUCUUUCUUAACUUGUUAGAAAAAAAUCCUUUAAAAUUUUACUUUUCUGAAGCUUUUUUUUUUUAAUUAUUUGUUGGGUGUUGGUGAGAGGUUUAUAUGAAAUUUUACUCAUUAGUGUUUAUAUCGUAAAAAAGAUGUCAAGAAAGCCAUGUUGUGUCGGAGAAGGGCUGAAGAAAGGGGCAUGGACCACCGAGGAAGACAAGAAACUUAUCUCUUACAUUCACGAACACGGUGAAGGAGGCUGGCGCGACAUUCCCCAAAAAGCUGGGUUGAAACGGUGUGGAAAGAGUUGUAGACUGCGAUGGACUAACUACCUAAAACCGGAGAUCAAAAGAGGCGAGUUUAGUUCAGAGGAGGAACAGAUUAUCAUCAUGCUUCAUGCUUCUCGUGGUAACAAGUGGUCGGUCAUAGCGAGACAUUUACCUAGAAGAACAGACAACGAGAUCAAAAACUACUGGAACACGCAUCUCAAAAAACGUUUGGUCGAACAAGGUCUUGAUCCCGUGACGCACAAGCCAAUAGCUUCUAGUUCCAACCCUACUGUUACCACGCCGCCUGAGAAUUUGCAUUCCCUGGCUGCAUCUAGUUCCGACAAGCAAUACUCUCGGUCGAGCUCAAUGCCGUCCCUGUCUCGUCCUCCUACCUCUGGUUUCAACACGGUUUCUGAGGUGUCCGAGAUUACCAGCAAUGUUUGGACACCGGUUCAGGACGGUUCCUUGGGUUGCAAGAAACGGUUUAAGAAAUCGAGUUCUACAUCAAGGCUUUUGAACAAAGUUGCGGCCAAGGCCACUUCCAUCAAAGAUAUACUGUCUGCUUCCAUGGAAGGUAGCUUGAGUGCUACUACGAUAUCACAUACAAGCUUUUUUAAUGGCUUCUCUGAGCAGAUUCGCAGUGAAGAGGAUAAUUCUAAUGCAUCCCUGACAAAUACUCUCGCCGGAUUCGAUCCCUUCUCCCAAUCAUCUUUGUACCCCGAACAUGAGAUCAAUGCUACUUCUGAUCUCGGCAUGGACGCGCAGGGUUACGAUUUCUCACAUUUUCUCGAAAAACUCGGAGGAGAUAACCACAACGAGGAGAACAAUAUUAAUAUCAUGAAUGUCGAGUAUGGUCAUGAUCUUCUUAUGUCCGAUGUUUCCCAAGAAGUCUCAUCAACUAGCGUUGAUGAUCAAGACAAUAUGACUGGUAACUUGGAGGGUUGGUCAAAUUAUCUUAUUGACCAUGCUGAUUUUAUAUAUGACGCCGAAUCAGAAUCCCUCGAAAAGCAUUUCAUAUGAAUCUUCAUAUCCAAACAGAAAGGUUUCAAAACUAUUAUAUAUUUGAAACUUGCCUGAACGAGAAGUUAUGUAUUUAUUUCUUAUUUGGGUUUUUAGUAUAUAUGUCCAAGAUCUAGUGGUUAUUUAUCCUAAGUUUGGGGUUUAUAUGAUGUUAUAAGGAUUCCUGAAGAAGAAUAAAUAUCAGGAUUCCAAUUAGGGUACCUAAUUUCUCUGACACUGAGAACCAUGCAUGUAAUUAACUUCGCGGAUCAAUUGGUAAUUGAUUUGUGCGGGCCACGAUGUUUUAUAAGUGUUAUUUUUUAUAA